Molecule: messenger RNA, 2012 nt
Organism: Oncorhynchus nerka (sockeye salmon)
Lineage: Eukaryota; Metazoa; Chordata; Actinopteri; Salmoniformes; Salmonidae
Product: glucose-dependent insulinotropic receptor-like
Exons: 3
Coding region: 785-2005 (406 amino acids)
Biological process (GO): adenylate cyclase-activating G protein-coupled receptor signaling pathway; regulation of metabolic process
Cellular component (GO): cytoplasm; plasma membrane
Molecular function (GO): G protein-coupled receptor activity; phosphatidylcholine binding
Source: RefSeq, a predicted model, not a curated record
AGCAGCUUGGAGCAGACAUUUUCUCUCUCUCUCCUAUUGAAAAAGCUACGGUCUGGUUGAAAUAUUAUCAAUUAUUUAUUGUAAAAGCAACCUGUGGAUUGGUUAUAAUAAACGUUUGACAUAUUUCUACGAACCUUACGAAUACUAUUUGGAAUUUUCAUCUGCCCCGUCGUGACCGCUCGAGCCUGUGGAUUUCUGAACAUAACGCUCCAACCAAAUGGAGAUAUUUUGGAGAAAAAUCUUUAUAGAACAAAAGGAACAUUUAUUGUGUAACUGGGAGUCUCGUGAGUGCAAACAUCCGAAGUUCAUCAAAGACUGCUGUCAUUAACCCAGAUUCAGUGGUCGUGGUGAACCCUUGUGGAAAAUGGCCCAGUCAUCCCGGAUGUCUGCACCAGGGACUCUCUGAGGGGACUGGGAUGAUAACCAGAGAGCAAGCUGGACAAGGGUCGGAUGCAGAGGAACCACAGCUACAGACGAGAGAGGAGGGGAGAUACUUUGCCCUCUGAGGAGCAAAGGCACAUCGGGAGUGGAUGAGUACCCAUUGAACAUUCUUCAUUUUUUCCUAAAGAGCUUUUUACUUAAUAGCUCAGGUUAUCGUUGUGGAAUUUCUUUCUGUUAUAAAAGGAGUUUGACAGAGAAAGACAUUAAGUAUAGUUCAAAGAGGAACAAAUUGGUAUUUGGAUACCAAUAUACCACAGAAGGAGUGGAUGUUGGUGGAUAUAAUUUAUUUGUUUUGGGGGGGAAUCUCUCAGAUAUACAAUACUUAGAUCUUGUAAAGGACUCAAUGGCAGCUUACAAUAAGACAGGCUGGAUGGGAGAGUCGGGUGCCAACCUCACUGCCAUGAUGCCAGGUGUGAGACUCAUACUAACCCCUGUUGUAUACACUUUCAUGACACCAGAAAUGAUGGGAUGGGUCCUGAGUGUGGCUUCUCUCCUCAUCAUCUCCACCAACCUACUGGUGGUGGCUGCUCUCUUUCAGCUGAUGCGCAGGAAGGGCAGUCAGAGCUGGUGCUUCGUGCUCAACCUGGCCCUGGCAGAUAUCCUGGUGGGCCUGGCUAUCACUGGCAUUGUCACAGACGUGUUUCAAAAUUACAAUACCGUGAACAAUGGAACUAUUCCAAUUACUCAACCGCUACUCCUGAUGCACUCCACACAGAAGACCAAGUGUUUACUCCGCAUGGCCUUCAUCAUCUCCCCCUCAACUGCGUCCAUCUUGUCCAUGUUCCUGAUCUCUCUGGACCGCUACGUGGCCAUCAAGCUGCCUCUGCGCUACUCCCAGCUCACUGGGAGGUGGACCGUGACUGGGGCCCUGGUAGCACUCUGGAUGGUAUCCCUCACCGUUGGCUUCCUACCAGGCAUGGCAUGGCAGCUCCAGCAGGGAGACUUUGAAAGCAGCAGCCUUUGCACCUUCUUCUCUGUCAUCCGUCCCAAAGGCAUCAUUGUGGUGUUCUGUGCCGUCUUCUUCCCCGUCCUCUCUGUCUUCACCUACUUCUACCUGGACAUUCUGAAGAUAGCUUGCGGCCAUCAGAGGCAGAUCCGCCAGGCCCGUCAGGCCGGCUCCAGGCUGCCCCAGCGCAGCCGCUACUGGGGCCACGUCAAGGCCCUGAGGACCGUGGCUCUGCUGGUGGGCUGUUUCACCCUCAGCUGGUGCCCAUUUUUUGUGGUGUGUGCAGUGCAGGUGCUGUGUGAGGCCUGUGAGUUGUACAAGGUGCUGGAGAAUGACCUGUGGCUGCUGGGGCUGUCUAACUCCCUCAUCAACCCUCUGGUGUACGCCUGCUGGCAGAGGGAGGUGCGGCUGCAGAUCGGGGCCCUCUUCUGCUGUGUUAAGGACAGGGUCAAGAACACAGCCGUGUUAGAGGCUAGUGAGAGAUGUCAGACAGAGCUGCGUAUACCCACACAUACUGUUAUAUCUGUGGACGAUGCCAUGAGCCUGGACCCCACCUUUCCCACGGUCACCAGUGAAGAGGGCCACACUGUACCGUUUUCUGCCUCAACCCCCUUGUGAAUGACUU